UUUGAAGAUGUGGCUAUGGAUUUCAGCUGGGAGGAGUGGCAGGACCUGGACAUUGCUCAGAGGACCCUGUAUAGAGAUGUAAUGCUGGAGACCUACAGCAACUUGUUGUCCUUGGGGCACUGUGUUUCUAAACCCAAGUUGAUUAUCAAGCUGGAGGAAAGUGCAGAAACAUGGAUGGGAGAAGCCUCAGGCAAGAAUUUCCAAGAUGUCCUGGAAAUUGAUGACUUGAUUAAGAGUUGCAAGAAAAGUCCAAAAGAAUGGCCAUGUAAAGUAGAAAUCAGCAAAAGCAACCCUGUGGAUGAAAGAGUGAGAUUAGUGAGAACUUUUCAUUUGAGCUCUAAACACAUGCCAGAGCUGCAUAGGAAUAGUAGGAAAUCCUUAGGACUGAGGACUGAGGCAUCCGUUGCAUAUCAGAAUAUGGUUGUCCAUUUGGAGCCUGAAGAGAUGCAUGCUGGAUCCAGGCCUGGUGUCUCUCAUGUAGAUGAAAAAUCCCUUAGCAACAUGGAGACUUUUAAUCAACGUUCAGAAAUUCCCAGUGAGCAGCAUUAUUUCACAGAUGGUGGAGAACAGACGGAAUUAACCUCAAAGACCAUAUUCUUUAAAAAUAAUUGUGCUUCUGUGGGAGAAAAUCAUUAUGAAUGCAACAGAUAUGGAAAGGCCCUCAAACACAUGUUGAGGACAAUUUUAAAUGCACAUCAUAGAAUCCACACAGGUGGGAAACCAUAUGAAUGUAACCAAUGUGAGAAGUCCUUCACCUGGAAAACUCAACUCAGUAUUCAUCAGAUAACUCAUACAGAGAAUCCUUAUAAAUGUAAGACAUGUGGAAGGUCUUUUGCCCAGAAGUCAUACCUAAGUUAUCAUGAGAGAACACAUACAGGAGAGAAACCUUAUAAAUGUAACACAGGUGGAAAGUCUUUUGCCUCGAAAUCACACCUACGUCUUCAUGAGAGAACACAUACAGGAGAGAAACCUUAUAAAUGUAAGACAUGUGGAAAGUCUUUUGCCCAGAAUUCAUACCUAAGUGAUCAUGAUAAAACACAUACAGGAGAGAAACCUUAUAAAUGUAACACAUGUGGAAAGUCUUUUACCAAGAAAUCACACCUAAGUGAUCAUGAGAGAACACAUAUUGGAGAGAAACCUUAUAAAUGUAACACAUGUGGAAAGUCUUUUGCCUCGAAAUCACACCUACGUCUUCAUGAGAGAACACAUACAGGAGAGAAACCUUAUAAAUGUAAGACAUGUGGAAGGUCUUUUGCCCGGAAGUCAUACCUAAGUGAACAUGAAAAAACACAUACAGGAGAAAAACCUUAUAAAUGUAACACAUGUGGAAAGUCUUUUGCCUCGAAAUCACAACUACGUCUUCAUGAGAGAACACAUACAGGAGAGAAACCUUAUAAAUGUAACACAUGUGGAAAGUCUUUUACCAAGAAAUCACACCUAAGUGAUCAUGAGAGAACACAUAUUGGAGAGAAACCUUAUAAAUGUAACACAUGUGGAAAGUCUUUUGCCUCGAAAUCACACCUACGUCUUCAUGAGAGAACACAUACAGGAGAGAAACCUUAUAAAUGUAAGACAUGUGGAAGGUCUUUUGCCCGGAAGUCAUACCUAAGUGAACAUGAAAAAACACACACAGGAGAAAAACCUUAUAAAUGUAACACAUGUGGAAAGUCUUUUGCCUCGAAAUCACACCUAUGUCUUCAUGAGAGAACACAUACAGGAGAGAAACCUUAUAAAUGUAACACAUGUGGAAAGUCUUUUGCCUCGAAAUCACACCUACGUCUUCAUGAGAGAACACAUACAGGAGAGAAACCUUAUAAAUGUAAGACAUGUGGAAAGUCUUUUGCCCAGAAGUCAUACCUAAGUGAUCAUGAGAAAACACAUACAGGAGAGAAACCUUAUAAAUGUAACACAUGUGGAAAGUCUUUUGCCUCGAAAUCACACCUACGUCUUCAUGAGAGAACACAUACAGGAGAGAAACCUUAUAAAUGUAAGACAUGUGGAAGGUCUUUUGCCCAGAAGCCAUACCUAAGUGAUCAUGAGAAAACACAUACAGGAGAGAAACCUUAUAAAUGUAACACAUGUGGAAAGUCUUUUACCAAGAAAUCACACCUAAGUCGUCAUGAGAGAACACAUACUGGAGAGAAACCUUAUAAAUGUAAGACAUGUGGAAGGUCUUUUGCCCGGAAGUCAUACCUAAGUUAUCAUGAGAGAACACAUACAGGAGAGAAACCUUAUAAAUGUAACACAUGUGGAAAGUCUUUUACCAAGAAAUCACACCUAAGUGAUCAUGAGAGAACACAUACAGGAGAGAAACCUUAUAAAUGUAACACAUGUGGAAAGUCUUUUACCCACAAAUCAAACCUAAUUCUUCAUGAGAGAACACAUACAGGAGAGAAUCCUUAUAAAUGUAACACAUGUGGAAAGUCUUUUACCAAGAAAUCAAAUGUUACUGUUCAUGAGAGAACACAUACACGAGAGAAACCUUAUAAAUGUAACACAUGUGGAAAGUCUUUUGCCUCAAAAAGAGAGCGUAUUGUUCAUGAGAGAACACAUACAGGAGAGAAACCUUAUAAAUGUAACACAUGUGGAAAGUCUUUUACCCAGAAAUCACACCUAAGUCUUCAUGAUAGAACACAUACAGGAGUGAAACCUUAUAAAUGUAACACAUGUGGAAAGUAUUUUGCCUCAAAAUCAACGCUUAGUGUUCAUGAGACAACACAUACAGUAGAGAAAUCUUAUAAAUGUAACACAUGUGGAAAGUCUUUUGCCAGGAAAACACACCUUCGUGUUCAUGAGAGAACUCAUACAGGAGAGAAACCUUAUAAAUGUAACACAUGUGGAAAGUCUUUUACCCAGAAAUCACACCUAAGUCUUCAUGAGAGAACACAUACAGGAGUGAAACCUUAUAAAUGUAACACAUGUGGAAAGAAUUUUGCCUCAAAAUCAACGCUUAGUGUUCAUGAGACAACACAUACAGGAGAAGAAUUUACCCCUGAGUGA
Messenger RNA from Perognathus longimembris pacificus (Pacific pocket mouse), 3000 nucleotides. RefSeq names its product zinc finger protein 665-like. Gene Ontology annotation, cellular component: nucleus. The annotation marks the transcript as partial. The transcript has 5 exons. NCBI's taxonomy places the organism in Eukaryota, Metazoa, Chordata, Mammalia, Rodentia, Heteromyidae. Gene Ontology annotation, biological process: regulation of transcription by RNA polymerase II. Gene Ontology annotation, molecular function: RNA polymerase II transcription regulatory region sequence-specific DNA binding; DNA-binding transcription factor activity, RNA polymerase II-specific. The record is from RefSeq and is a predicted model, not a curated record.